AUGGAUUUUGUGAUGAAGCAAGCGCUGGGCGGGGCCACCAAAGACAUGGGGAAGAUGUUAGGUGGAGAGGAGGAGAAGGACCCUGAUGCCCAGAAGAAGGAGGAAGAGAGGCAGGAGGCGCUCAGACAACAAGACGAGGAGCGAAAGACCAAACAUGCUCGUAUGGAGGCCGAGAGGGAAAAGGUCAGACAGGCCAUUCGAGAUAAGUAUCAGCCAUUGAAAACUGCUUAUGAUGUCUUUGCUCUUUAUUGCACAGGGGCCACCAAAGACAUGGGGAAGAUGUUAGGUGGAGAGGAGGAGAAGGACCCUGAUGCCCAGAAGAAGGAGGAAGAGAGGCAGGAGGCGCUCAGACAACAAGACGAGGAGCGAAAGACCAAACAUGCUCGUAUGGAGGCCGAGAGGGAAAAGGUCAGACAGGCCAUUCGAGAUAAGUAUGGACUAAAGAAGAAAGAAGAGAAGGAAGCAGAGGAGAAAGCGGCUAUGGAACAAGCGUGCGAAGGCUCCUUGACUCGCCCCAAAAAGGCCAUCCCAGCAGGCUGCGGGGCAGAUGACGACGAGGACGAGGAGAGCAUUCUGGACACCGUUCUCAAAUUCCUGCCCGGGCCUUUGCAGGACAUGUUUAAAAAGUAACAGACACAAAGCUGUUUCUCAAGAAAGAUGGGUGAGGGGGGAUUUUUGCCAAACAGGUGAAAGGCUUUUCACUGCCUUGACGGAAUUUUAUUUGUUCCCUUUCUUAUGGAUAGAUACACAAAUCAUAACCCGACAACGUUUGCUCUUUUCACUGCCAUUCAGGUUUGUUCAAAUUGUUUACACUUUCUAUAGAUCUCUGUGUUUGUUUACUGAUCACCAGGGUCUCUGAUGCUGCCUUAGGUACUCAACGAUCAGCCCCACAAUAACAGCACAUUGAUACUGAGCUCUGGCACUGGGAAUAUGAUGCUUACUAGAUUUAUUUAUUUAAAACACAGUGGGGUCAGAGCAUUUUAAAACUGUAGCUUGAUAUAACUGUCCCUUCUUUCACAGAAGAAUUGUCAGUGAAAUGCAGUAUGCUUUAGUUGCAUGAGGUCAAAAUAUUACCUUACCUUAUUAUCUGAUGAAUCACGUUUGCCAUCAGUGAAUUUGAUGAUACGUUGCCAUAUGUAAAUAUGGGAGAUGCUGAUACACUUGCCACGUUUGACCACCUGAAUGCUCAAAUGGUUUGCUGCCUGACAGUUCUCAUUUAUUUGUGACGUAUUGUUAUUUAUUUUGAUUCUUUCUCUAUUUUUGUUAGUGUGAAAUAGAACUUGAGAUGACCACAAGUAAUAUUCACAUUAGCCUUGCCAGCAAAAGCUCAGUAAGUGUCUCUGAUUAUCAUUUUACAAACUGGACCAAAUUCUCUUUACAAGUAAGAGUUAUUCAAGAUCUCCAAACCAUACAGUCAGUCAGUGUUUCACAGCAAAUUCAUCAUUUUCAAAGAAUGCAGAUCUGAUGUUCGAUCACUCACACAUGACAAUCAGAAAUGAAGUGGUCUCAUCAUUGUAUGUUUGUUAUUUGUGGGCUUCACAUCCAAAUUUUAUUUAGACAUGGCUCACAAAAAUAUUUGGGAUGUUCCGCAAUGUUAGAAUACCUGCCUUAGCUGAAUAGGAUGUGAAGGUCUGACUUGACUUGCAAUGUGCUUUUUAGAAAGAAAAAAAAAAGUAGGUAAUUGUAACAUUAAAAAGCAAAAAACAAGCCUAUGUAUAAUGAAUUUAGUAUUAUUGCAUAAAGUGCAGACAUUGUUUUAUAUUGCAGCCAG
Molecule: messenger RNA, 1771 nt
Organism: Sinocyclocheilus grahami
Lineage: Eukaryota; Metazoa; Chordata; Actinopteri; Cypriniformes; Cyprinidae
Product: complexin-2-like
Exons: 5
Coding region: 1-630 (209 amino acids)
Biological process (GO): regulation of neurotransmitter secretion; synaptic vesicle exocytosis; neurotransmitter transport
Cellular component (GO): SNARE complex; terminal bouton
Molecular function (GO): syntaxin binding
Source: RefSeq, a predicted model, not a curated record